UGCUCACAGCCAUCGAUCUUUCGAAUAAAGCACCAACAGACUUGAGAUACCAACUCCAACCCACACUUAUCAUCAUAAAAAUUGAUAAUUGUUUGCCCAUUUACCAAAGUCCACUUAUUUGCCCUCUAACCUCCGCGUAUGUUUGCCGCCAUUUUUGCCUACCCCUCUCAACACAUUCUUUAUGAUCGGUUCUGCUUCAAUCAUCUCCCUUCGUCUGCAUAUUACCAACGGGGAAACAUAUAGGCCUACUUUUGGAAGGCGCCAUCGAAUUAUUCUCCACGAACUAGUUAUUUGAGAAUCUGGUCUUUCAUUACACAGGAAAACGUUAUCACAAUGAAUUGAUACAACGCAUUGGAAUAUUUUGAUGAUUUUAGCCUGAAGCCUUAAAUUCAUGCCUCACUCUUUUGAGGAUCUGUUCUGAAAUCUGAAAUGACCAUCAUGAUUGGUGUUAGGAGAAAAAACUCAUUUUGUACCCGCCUUCUUUUAAUAUUAUGCUUAGCUUGGGUUGCCAACUCGGAAUUAUAUCCAUUCGGUACCGGUAAUGGGGACACCACUCUCAGAAAAGAAAACGAUUAUGCAGAACGCGUGACAUUAGAUAGAGCAUUCCCAUUUGGUGGGAAAUACCACAAUGUAUUAUACAUAGGGGACAACGGUGUUAUCUCGUUUGAAGAUGCAAUUUACGUGGAGUCUACCGAUGCUAAGUUUAGAAAUUUACCAAUUUAUUACGAUGCAGACGAAGACGGUGUUGUAGAGGACCCGGAUGCGAUAUUUCCAUUUUGGGCAGACGUCGACAUAUCUGGUGACGGUGGUAAUCUAUAUUAUCGCGUUUCCACCAGUACGUCAACCCUCGACCAAGCUACGACAGACGUCCGCAGUUACUUCCGGAGCAAUGUCAACUUUCAAGCUCAAGUAGUUAUUGUCGUCACAUGGGACCAAGUCUCAUUUUACAACCAAGCUGGUGACCAAGACCCUAGGAAUACUUUCCAGGCAGUGCUUAUCCAUGAUGGUCAAGAGUCGUUCGUUUUACUCAACUAUGAAGCCAUCAACUGGGUAGUUGGGACAUUGAUGCAGGGGGACGACAAUACUGGCCUUUACGGUUCUUCCAAAAUCGGCAUUGCAAUAGUUGGGUUUUUGAUGUCCGACGGUGAGAUUUACGAAGUCUUUGACUACGAUCAAGAUACAUUACAGGAUUUGCCUACGGACAGCAACGUAGAGGUCGAUGGAGUCUACGCAUACAAGGUGGACGGCAGUUCAAUCAUUGAUCCAGUAUGCAAAACUGGACCGGGAGCAGAAUUGUCAAUCACCCCAGCCCGUGGCGGUAUGAUGGGAGGCGAAAGGAUAUACCUCUAUGGACCAUGUUGGGCAGUAGAGCAAGUCCAGACCUGCGUGUUCUCCCAUGGUGGUGAAAUCAUCCAGGAAGUCAAUGCAACGGUCCUUAACACCAACGAGGCCUAUUGCGUCCCUGACCCUUUCUUCCUCGUCGGAGAGGUGACCAUCGCGGUGGUAAAGGCCGGUGACGAACUUGCUACUUCGCCUUCAACCAUAUAUUCCCUCCUUGAAAGCGGGAGAUUAACGCCUACCAUUACAAGAAUGAACUCCGAUUCUUCCAACUGGGAUAUGACCGACAACCCUCUUACUAUUACUUGGCAACCAGACCAAGAAAGCUUUGGCAGCUCGGACAGCGCCCUCUCGAUCAAUGUUCUAGCAUACCGCGAGGACAAUCCCGGACCGCGAUGGGAAACCGUCUAUCUGAUAACUAAUAGCACGGCAGAUGAUGGCUCGCAUACGUUCACUCCAACGGCACAACCGGAAGUGACAGAAGACAAUGCAUUUGGUGUGAUCAGGAUCACUGGGAAUGCAAACGGUCGUGAACGUGUCCUAUGGAGCGACAUUCAUCCCCUGGGUUAUCUAUUGGAACAGUCCUAUCAGGAUGACCCAGUUCUGUGGGCUACAGAUAAAUGCAAUGAGUGGCUUACGGCAGACGACUCCAAAGGACCAUUCAUUGAGAACCUUCCGGCUUGUCCGUGCACCUUAGACCAGGCAACACAAGAUGUUGGGACCUUCGUCACCGACCCCGCCUGCAAUACUCUGAGCACGGAAGCAAAUUGUGCGGAAAAUGAAGGAGCCAUAUAUUGCGUUCUCAGCGCUUAUGCAAGUCGUAUUACUAUGUCCGGUACCAAAUGUUGCUAUGAUGAAAACAAUCUUCUGAUGCACUCUGGUGACACGAGGUAUGCAGGUAUGGCAGGCCGAUCACAUAUUCGAGGAGCAAGUCCCUACAGGCAAAGAAAUCUAGUUCCGGAACUGUCCCAUUGGUCCAACGACGUCAUUGCCAAGCACUUUUGUUGUGGAUGGGCUAGUGAAAAGGAAUGCUUCGAAUACACCAAAGUGAGACCAACCACUGAUUGUGUUGCUUACGAACCACCAACUAUAGCAUUGUCGUUUGGAGAUCCUCAUUAUAUCACAAUGGAUAGGACUAACUUCACAUUCAACGGGCUAGGGGAGUACACCCUACUUCGUUAUGCUAUGAGUGGGACUAAGACAGGUCCAUUUGACUUCGAGCUCCAGGGGCGACAGAUAAAGACACUGGAUAGCAGCGGUAGGGAAGUUGAUGUGACCCAACUAUCUUCGGUCGCAAUGCAGGACAGCGGUUCGGAUACCAUCUUUGUGGAGGCUAGCGCCAGCAGCGGUAUGGACGUUUACAGAAGGGGCACGGAAGACAAUGCAGAAUGGCAGUCGGUUUACUUUUCACAGCAGACCUUCACAGAUUUACAAGGCUGUGCCGUGGGCGUCACAGAAUUCCAACUCGAUGUCGAGAUCCACGGUGUCGUCGUCAUGUUCAAGGAAACCGGUAUCGGCGUUGCAGUCAACUACCACGACGGAAUGCUUGCUGUACAACCAAUCCUGCCGUCGACAAUAGAUAGCGAACAUUUGUCUGGGUUGCUAGGCAACAUGGAUGGUGACCCCAGCAACGACAUGGAGGCAAGAAAUAGUAACACCCCACUCGAGGAUCCGACAGAUGAAGAGAUCUUCCAAUUUGGCCAAUCAUGGGAGAUUGAAGCAGAUUACACCCUAUUCCGAUACGUGUCAAACAGGGACCAUUCCCACUACCACAACACGUCAUUCGUUCCUCGUAUGAACGUAGCUCUUCCAACCCUUUACCCACCAUGUAACGACGUUUACCAAUGUCUGUUCGACUACGAGGUGUCAAAUGACGAUGGGGACUUAGCCCUGGCUACAUUGGAUGCUUACGAGGACUUUGAGAGCAGUUCGGAAAACAUUCGUAAAAUCGACGCAUGCCCGUAUCUGAUCACACCUUACAAUGGCACAAAGUCGUACUCGUCAGAUUCGAAUAAAUAUUUUGAAGGCGCCGAGGUCUCAUUUACCUGCGGUGAGAAUUUAUUGAUGGUUGGCUCAUCCUUCAAGCGAUGUGAAUAUGACAUGGAGGUAGGAAGUCUUGUAUGGACCGGAUCAGAAGGAGAUAAUGAAUGCAUAGAAUCCACAUGCGGCGUCCUGGACACCCCUGCAAAUGGUUCCAUUGCUCUAAGCGAGGAUGGCAGUACAGCAUAUUUCGCCUGCCAGGACGGUUUCACGUUGAGUGGAGCCAUGCAGUCGGUAUGCCAGGAAGGGGUAUGGUCCAGUGCCGCCCCGACAUGCAUCGAUGGCGACAUCGACCCCGGUGACAAUAACGCCCUCGUCAUCGCCCUCAGCGUGGUCUUUUCACUUAUCUUUAUCGUACUCGUCGUCGUUGGCGUCUUCGUGUUCCUCCGAUAUUGGCAGUACGGAUCGUUUAAUACAGAGAAGCAAGCGCCUAAGGUUUCUACCAAGGAGGCAGAGGUCAACUGGGGAAUGGAGAACGACACCGGGAGUUUGGAGCAUAUCAACACAGCAGACGUCCCGGCAAAAACGCCUCAACCAUCCAAUGAAACACCUUAUUUAUAGUCCUUGGAAAUCUCACAGCCUUCGCUCUCAAUGAAAUACAUGACAUUAUUGGGUUGGUUGGUUCACUGCCAUCGAUUAGUGUGACUAGUAGUCAAGUAGACCAAUUUCGAGAGAAUAUCGACUAACCCAUGGGAGCUAUGGCGACGGCAUAUCGUGACAUGUAGGUGGUGCUGGUCGACUGGCGUUCGGAUUCGUCUAGGGGUUGUAUUCACCAGGGCAGGUUGACAGGUAGAAGACAGUAGCUCUGGCGUUUCAUAGACCACAAGGUGAACAGUACUCAUUCAACCAAUUCCAACCAGGGAGCUAGUCAGUAGAUCAAGCACCAACCAGGACUUGAUUAUUCGAAGUUAUCGAUGAAAAUAUGUAAAUAUAAGUCCGAUUGACAGAUUCGAGGUAUAGAUUCCAGGCCUAUACCUCAAUUUAUUGUUCAAGAUUUUGAUUGAUUAAUACGAUAAUGUUCUUUUCUCGCAGUUGGUUAGUCCCUUUUGAUAUAUGUGAUAUUUGGUUAAAUACCUGAAGAAUGCUGUAAUUGAACAUGUACUUCCAUUACAACAGCUUUGUAGCUGCCAGUGCAUUACAUGACAGCCGAAAUCACAUUGAGUACAAAUUUAUCCGGCAUUAAUUGUCAUAUUCAUCUGUUUCUUUUUCUUAGAAUUUAUGCUAUAUAAAUAUACAAAAAAAAUAUUAUCGUUACAAUCCAUUUUCACCAAAGAGUUGUUUCCAAAUUAGUGUUGUGCUCCGUAGUGCUUAAGAGUGUUUAUUGUAUUCCAGUUAUUCCGUCUGUUACAUUCAGCUUUAGUUACGUUUCUUUGUUACUCCUUAUGCAGUUAAAGCAAUAAUACAAAGAAAGACAAAUGCAUUAUUUAUAGAGGAGGCUAUUGAAUGUCAAGAUUCAGAUAACAUGCACAUGUCGCUUUUGUACAGUUGUAAGUAAAAGAAAUAGAAAUAGAUAAAUGCUGAUAAGCUGUAAAUAAUUCCAACGGUCAUAAACUAGUGUAAAAAAGUAUUAUAGUGAUAAUAGAUAAUAAACUAUGUUAGCACAAUAUAUAUUUGCUUUAAGAAAAAUAGAGAUAUUACUGAAAUUAAUCAGCAACUUUUGUAUGUACAUGGGUUGGCUACAUUCUUCCCAAAUCACUAAUAAACAUGAAAAAUAACUGGAAUAUUUAUUUCCAGUGUGACUCCUAUUUCGAAAAUAAAUGUAUAUGGUUAUAAACCUGUAAAAAAAGAAAAUUGACUCGAAGAUAAUGUGAGUUUUUCAUUCCAAUUUUCAGAGAAUAUCAGAGAAUAAUGCGGUUCGACACAAAGUGCCAAACCGCAUUAAUAUAUGGUUGUAUGUGUUACUUUACGAUAUACUUUUAAUUUGUAUACAAGUAUUCCAUUAACUUUUUUAUUACUGGGAAAUGUUAAUAACGUGGAAAUACUGAAUCCCAUGACUUCAGAGCGUGUUGAUUGAUGAUUGCUGGGGUAAGUCAUCAGGUCUGCUCUCUGCAAAUAUUAGGCAUAGUAGAAGAGGGAAGAGUUGGCCUUUUCUUGUCAUUGUCUCUGUCGUGUUACUUAUCAAUGAGAAUUUUGCGAUGGAGAACGGGAACGUUCUCGAGAUCGCGAGGUACUACAAUAGAAUUCAGUAAAGAAUACACAAACAGGUAAUGUAUAUAAAAAAAACUCAAAUAUUCACCACCGCAAGUGAGGGCUCUGUCUCGUUCUCUACGUUGUAGUUUGUCCGAAAAACGCCACGGAAAAAAACAGAACGUGGAGAUAAGUAACGUUGGUGCAUUCGUGGAAGAGAAACUUAUAAUUAGCGCGUGUUUUAUUAUUAUUAUUAUUAUCAAAUCCUUAUUAGAUUAUCGUUCUCUGGAACAGUUCCACAAAGUUCGUCUAAAUAUAAAUAAAUUGGAGAUCGGCGAGCAUUCAAAAUCAUGUGCACGUAUUUUUUUACUAGAACGAAAAGAACUUAUAACGAACCGAUACAUGUCAUGCAUGUAUAUGACAUGAACCUAUAUGUUACCACUUGCAUCAUGUGAUAGGGCAUUUUGAUUAUCUGAAGAAAAGAGAUCAAUAAACAAAAAUGUGUUCUUGAUCAUGAAGGCAUAAAACAGUAUGACCGUGUGUAUGUAGUGAGAUAAAGCUCUACACUGCCAAAACUCCGGUGUUGAUUUAACGCCUGCCCGGAAUGUAUAAUGUCCACACCAGAGAAGUUUUGAAACAACACCAGUUUGUAAUCAAACCGAAGCCGUUUUAAUACUAAUUGGUGUUGUAUAAAAACCUAUCUGGUGCUAGACCAAAGCAAAACUGUGGGUUUUUAACACUUCUCUGGUGUGGACAUAAUAGAUUCCAGGCUUGUGUUAAAUCAACACCGGAGUUCGUGAAGUGUAUAAUAUUAUAUUUAGCUAUUCAAAGAGAAAGACACAAAUAACCAGCUUUAUAGAGUAUUCAUUUGUAAACAAAUAAUUUAUUUUGUGGUAUUUACAAAUUCUCAACAUCGGCAUCAAUUAAUCCAUAGUAAACACUAGUAUUGUUAUAUGUUAAUCUUAAAUGUUGAUUAAAAAUAAGUUUGAACAAUACGAGUUUUUUCAUUUUAUUGAAAGUAUUUAUACUUAUAAAAUAAUCAGGGAAUGCAGAAUAGGUAUUUACCUUUAUACCAUAGCAAAUUGUUUCACAUUCCAUUUAUAUCAGAUAACGAUCAUCCCAUCGUAUUAUAUAAGCCUUGCCACAAAAUGUCAAUCAAAACUUUACUAGAUGCACGAAUAAAUAAUAAUUUU
This is a messenger RNA of Lytechinus variegatus (green sea urchin), 6698 nucleotides long. RefSeq names its product sushi domain-containing protein 2-like. The transcript has 20 exons. Gene Ontology annotation, biological process: cell-matrix adhesion. The record is from RefSeq and is a predicted model, not a curated record. NCBI's taxonomy places the organism in Eukaryota, Metazoa, Echinodermata, Echinoidea, Temnopleuroida, Toxopneustidae. Bases 430 to 3939 code for a protein of 1169 amino acids.